ACAAGCAAUGGUAUCAUUUUCUUCAAUGCUUUCUUUGAAUAGCAAUGUAAACAAUAACAAUUAGAAUAUAUACUAUUUUGUUUCUUAUAAAAAAAUAUUGUUCAUCUUUUUGUAAUAAUAAUAUUUGAAUUUCUUCAAUUCCAUAUGAAGUCUUUUGCAAAAUCUCCAAGUAGGUGUUUUUUUCUUGUUGAUCCAGAUGAUAAAUUCCUCCCAACUCCAAACAUAGAAGAUUCAAAGAAGAACACAAAAAGGGAAAAAAACAGUUUUGUAAACAGGAUUCAUGAACAUGUGAAAUUGGGUCCUAAGUUUUCUGAGACUGUGAAGGGUAAGUUGAGUUUGGGAGCUAAAAUUAUUCAAGAAGGUGGGAGAAGGAAUAUUUUCAAGCAUGUUUUUGGGAUGCAAGAAGAAGAGAAACUGUUGAAAGCUUCUCAGUGUUAUUUAUAUACUACAGCUGGUCCUAUUGCUGGAAUUCUCUUUGUUUCGACGGUAAAAGUUGCGUUUUGCAGUGAAAGGCACACAAGUUUCUCUUCUGCAAAUGGGGAAUUAGUUAAAGCGCCUUACAAAGUUUUGAUACCAAUAGAAAAGAUAAAAGAGGUGAAUGAAAGCAUGAAUGUGAACAAGUUAGAACAGAAGUAUAUAGAAGUAGUGACUAAAGAUGACUCUGAAUUUUGGUUCGUGGGAUUUUUAAGGUAUGAGAAAGCUAUUAAGAAUCUCAAUAAAGCCAUUUCCAUGACCAAUACAUUCUAAAAGGGAAAACUCAACUUUAACUCUAAGUUAUAGAUUUUUUUUUAGCAAAAGUUUGAUUAUAAGAGAAGUUUUGUAGAGUGAACGGAAUAUUAAGCAGUCUUUACCUUUUAUCUUAUAGUUAUUGCAUGCACUUGUUCCCUUAAUUCUUGGUGAUGAGGAACUGAUAACUAAGUUUCAUGUCAUGGUAAGAGACAUCACUUGUAGUA
Molecule: messenger RNA, 953 nt
Organism: Lathyrus oleraceus (garden pea)
Lineage: Eukaryota; Viridiplantae; Streptophyta; Magnoliopsida; Fabales; Fabaceae
Product: putative GEM-like protein 8
Exons: 4
Coding region: 145-747 (200 amino acids)
Source: RefSeq, a predicted model, not a curated record